AUGGUUGAAAAUAGAUUAAAAAGCAAUGUAAAGAGCUUGGUUCUGGAUGCUGGGCCUUUGAUCACCCAGCCAGCUUCUCAGUUACAAUUGUUAGCUGAAACAUUUUAUACUACACCAGGUGUGUAUAACGAAUUAAAGGAUGAAUCUGUUAGAAAUCAACUGAUUAUUUGGGGUAAUAAAUUGCAGGUUAGACAUCCAAAGAAGGAUGCCAUUCAAGCAGUCGUUGAUUUUGCACGAUUGACAGGUGACUCUACUGUUUUGUCACAGAACGAUUUGCAUAUUAUUGCGUUGGCCUAUGAAAUUGACACCGACCUUAACAACGGAAUUCCAAGGUUCAGAAAAUUUCCAGGAGAGAUAAGGGAAGAAGAUGCCAAGAGGAUAGCGGAAGAAAGAAAGAAAUGGGAGGAAAGAAGAUUGAAAGAAUCAGAAGCGCAAAAAAUUAACGAAGUUGAAAGUAACCAAAUUGUAGAAGAUGUAAAACAGGUGGAUGAUGAUGGUUUUGAAGUUGUUGUAAACAAGAAGAAGACGAGAAAGCAAAUUAAAGAGGAGCAAAAGGCAAGGGCAGCUGAAGAAGAGCUAGCGUUAAAAUGUAAAGAGGAAGAAUUAGCAAGAGGUGAAGAUAAGGAAUUACUAGCAGAUUUUCCUGGACAAUUAACAUCCGAAGCGAACGAUGAUAACUUAGAGGAAGAGUAUAGCAACGAUGAUGAUGAUGGAGAAUGGAUCACGCCUGAUAACUUGGGUGCAACCAUGGCUAAGGAUGAUCUUGUUCAAACAGUUGAAGCCGAUACCCCAGAAACAGCGCAGAUUAAUUGUGCACUUGCAACAGGUGAUUUUGCUGCUCAAAAUGUUGCGUUACAGAUGGGCAUGAACCUAAUGAAUACAAUGUCUGGAUUGCAAAUUAAAAGAGUCAGAAACUAUAUGUUGCGUUGCCACGCUUGUUUCACCUUAAUUCCAAUCCCAAGGGAUAAUACCCCUAAACAUUUCUGCCCAAGUUGUGGUGGUGCAACGUUACGUCGUAUUCCAGUGUCUGUCAAUUCUUAUACAGGUAAGAUUACACCACAUCUAGCUAAGAAUUUCCAAUGGCGUACCAGAGGAAAUGUUUUCUCUGUUGCUUCGCCGUUAUCGAAAAGCACAGCCAAGAAGUAUGGCAACAAAGGAUUCCAGCACGGUAAAACUUCCAAAAUGGAUGGUAACUUUUUCUCUGAAGACCAACAUGAAUAUCAACAAGCGAUUAAAGAUGCCAAAUGGCAACAACGCCAAAACGAAAAAUCCUUGGAAGAUUUCAUAGGUGGUGGUUCUGCUGAUAAUUGUAUAUCUCCGUUUUUCACUGGUGCAAACGUGAAGCCAGUGAAUGUCAAAGUUGGAAAGGGCAGAUUUGCUAAUCAGGCUAGAAAGAAACGUUGA
Molecule: messenger RNA, 1404 nt
Organism: Pichia kudriavzevii
Lineage: Eukaryota; Fungi; Ascomycota; Pichiomycetes; Pichiales; Pichiaceae
Exons: 1
Coding region: 1-1404 (467 amino acids)
Biological process (GO): maturation of SSU-rRNA; ribosomal small subunit biogenesis
Cellular component (GO): preribosome, small subunit precursor
Molecular function (GO): RNA endonuclease activity
Source: RefSeq, a predicted model, not a curated record